Molecule: messenger RNA, 869 nt
Organism: Paramisgurnus dabryanus
Lineage: Eukaryota; Metazoa; Chordata; Actinopteri; Cypriniformes; Cobitidae
Source: RefSeq, a predicted model, not a curated record
CACUAGCUAUACAUUGUUUAUUAAAUUAGAUGAUAAAAAUAGACGUAGUUUAUGUUUAGACAUCAGAAUUCUCUUUAUAUCUGUUUCAUAAAAUGUGCAGUCUGCCGAGUUCUCGAAUUUUCUAUCAGGCUAAUAACGGGCAGCCUGGGGUCCUUUCGCUGUGGGUCAACUUGUUUAAUCAGAACAGAAAGGUGAACUUGAAGACAACAUGCAAAAGUUAAUAAAACUGAUUGGACCCAAAUAUGUCUCCAUUGCCAGAGCGUGGGUACCCACGAUUGUCGGUUGGGGUACAGUUGGUGGAGUGGGCGUUGUCUACUUCACAGACUGGCGGCUCAUUUUGGAUUAUGUCCCCUAUAUCAGAGGCAAAUUCAAGAAUGACGACUAGCAGUCCAACUCUGUGUCAUGGAUUUAUGAUUGGUUUGUGUGUUGUGUUUUCCAACUAGCACACGAAUGUUAGUGUUGUUCUUUGACUAGCCACCAGACGGCGCUGGCGAUACGAAAUGCAACCACAAAGAUUGCCUGUAACUUUAAGACAUAAUGCACUGAUAUAUGGUUAAAUAAUAAUUAAAAAUGUUUCGUGUCAUUUGUUGUUUGUAUGUAAAACAUCUGUAAACAAAGCUGCUAAUGUGUUGCCUGUUUGUUUGUACAGGACUGACACCUGGACCUUGCUGUCUCACAGCUUGGCACACCACUCAGUUCACCUGCAUUAAAUAUUAAAGUGUUAUUUUUGUUUAUUAUCUAAUAUUUCCCGAUGCAUAUGUUAUAAAAUGUAAAAGUACAUUUAAAUGCGGUAACAGUUAGACGUGUCAGAUUGAUACUGGUAUUUGUAUUCUAUUCCUAAUAAAUGUUAAAAUCAUGUUUUCAGCUAA